Messenger RNA from Nasonia vitripennis (jewel wasp), 4382 nucleotides. Its product is annotated as protein apterous. The record is from RefSeq and is a predicted model, not a curated record. The coding region runs from base 695 to 2632 and encodes 645 amino acids. Gene Ontology annotation, molecular function: DNA-binding transcription factor activity, RNA polymerase II-specific; RNA polymerase II transcription regulatory region sequence-specific DNA binding. The transcript is spliced from 6 exons. Gene Ontology annotation, biological process: neuron differentiation; regulation of transcription by RNA polymerase II. NCBI's taxonomy places the organism in Eukaryota, Metazoa, Arthropoda, Insecta, Hymenoptera, Pteromalidae. Gene Ontology annotation, cellular component: nucleus.
CUCGCCGGGCCUCACUACGCCUCGCGGUUCCAUCCGGGCUCGCUCGCUUGCCCGACUGACACUCACGCAAAGGGGGCCUAUCGAAUAUCGUCCUCCUCUCUCGCGGUUGUGCGCGCGUGUUUUUGUUGUUGUUGCUUGUGUCGUCGGAGGACCGGUGGACCGAGGGGAUGACGAGGACGAGUCGUGCCCGAAGGGUCUGCAGCUCGGAGUAGUAGAUCGAGAAACGAUUCCAUUCUGACUUCAGGGCAUACAGUGUGGGAGAAAAGAAGAAGCAACAUGUAACCUUCUUCUCGGAAGAAACUGCCGGCCGUUAAGAUAUUGUAUAAUUGUGAUAGUUGGAGGACGUUCCAGAGUGCCAAACGCAAAAGAGGAAUAGCACAGGGAGAAAGAGAGUUUCGCGCGAAAUGUCGGUAGAGACAUGACGAGUGAUCGGAAUAGUGCUGGUGAUUCGACGACGACGGCGUCAACAAGGCUGUGAUAAAGGCUGUCAGGGAAGACGAGGUGGUGACGGUGACGUCGCGGUGGAGCCCGGCGUCCCCCGGCUUCUUUCCUGGCGUCCGUCAGAAAUUCCGUCGCCAACCUCGCAGCCGUCGGCGGCGCAGUCGUCGGCGCCGCUAACAGCUGCUCCUCCACGUCGGUCAGCUCCGGCGAUAGCCAACUCGGCGGUAGCCAGUACCCGCAAGCAGCCACCCUGAUGGGAGUUUAUGAGGAACGCGCCCCUCCUACCACCGGCAUGCACUGGCAGCCGGCGAACACACAGGAGCGUGGCAGCGGUCUAUCGCUAGGUUGCCAGGGCUCCGGGGCCGCGGGCGCCAACGCAGCCGGUGGGACGGUCAGCAGCGGUUCGGUGGUCCCGGGUAGCGCCGACCAGACGCGCGACCUCAGUCCCUGUCUGCCCGCGUCAAUGGGCGACGCGGCCCGACCCACCACACUGCCCAACAGUCCCACCUCCCAGCAGCAGCAGUGUCAGCAGCAACAGCAGCAGCAACAACAACAACAGCAGUGCCAACAGCAGCAGCAACAUCAUUCGUGCAGUCAGUCCGGUCACACGAAUCUCCACCAGACGCAUUGUGGCACCAACAACAACUGCUACGACACUGCCGGCGCUACCCCCUACGAUUCCAGGGACUACGGAUCUCCGGGAGACGCAACCGAGUACCGCAACAACAACUACGAGCACCCGAACGAUCUCAGCAUGCCGCCGCAACAUCAUCACCAUCACCACCACCAUCACCAUCAUCACCAGCAGACGAUCUUGCACCAGUCCCAGGUGUCGCAAGCCCAGCAGGCGACAGCGGAUUCUCAGCAUCAACAGCAGGACUGUCAAGGCUCGAUGCACCCCGUGCCCAAGCUCGAGCCGCCUUCUACGCCACCUUCUCACCAGGAUCACGAACACGGACCUGCGGUCGUCUGCGCCGGUUGUGGUCUCAGGAUAUCGGACAGGUUCUAUCUCCAGGCGGUCGACAGGCGGUGGCACGCCUCUUGUCUUCAGUGCUCCCACUGUCGGCAGGGCCUGGACGGCGAAGUCACGUGCUUCAGCAGGGAGGGAAAUAUUUACUGCAAGAAGGACUACUACAGGAUGUUCGGUAGCAUGAAGCGCUGCGCGCGCUGCCAGGCGGCGAUCCUGGCCUCGGAGCUGGUGAUGCGAGCCCGGGAGCUCGUGUUCCACGUGCGCUGCUUCUCCUGCGCAGCCUGUUCGGUCCCCCUGACCAAGGGUGACCACUUCGGUAUGCGCGAGGGCGCGGUGCUUUGUCGGCUGCACUACGAGAUGGGCGCCGAGCUGCAUCCCUCCCAGAGUCCGCCGGUGCCCGUCUACCCACCGGGUCCUCACUACCCCGGCCAGAGCUUUCCCUCGCCCGAGUUCCUGCACCACCAUCCCCAUCACCAUCCGCACCAUCCACACGUGCCCCAGCCGCAGCAGCAGAGUCCCGUGUCUCUGCAGCCGGCGACGCCGCAGGAUCCUGGAGCGGGUGGUGGCCCAGGGGGUGGAGGGGGUUGUGGUUCACCCUCGAAGAUGACGUACUUCAACGGGGCGUCUCCAGUGGUCGCAGCGACGGCGGUCACGGUGGCGGCUGCGGUGGCCAGCGUACCCGCGCCCAGGCAGAAGGGCAGGCCCAGAAAGAGGAAACCCAAAGAUCUCGAGGCUAUGACCGCCAGCCUUGGUGAGUCGUAUUUGAACGCGGACUACAUCGACAUGCCGUUCGGCCGCGGCGGCCCAGGAACGCCCGGUAUGCCCGGCUCCAACAGCCGCACCAAGCGCAUGCGUACGAGCUUUAAGCACCACCAGCUGCGCACCAUGAAGAGCUAUUUCGCGAUCAACCACAACCCCGACGCCAAGGACCUCAAGCAGCUGUCUCAGAAGACCGGAUUGCCGAAGAGGGUACUGCAGGUAUGGUUCCAGAACGCGCGAGCCAAGUGGCGACGCAUGGUGCUGAAGCAGGAAGGCAAGUCGGACAAGUGCGGCGGCGUCGGGGGUCCAGGUCUGGGUCCCGGCGGCCACGAUUCCGGCAGCCUCAGCGAGCUCGAGUUGUACGGCAGCAGUGCCGGCAGUCAAGGCGGCCCCAUGAGUCCCGGCUUCGUUCUUGGCGGACCUCACAGUCCAGCCUCGCUGGGCUCGCUCGACUGCGCGUGAUCGGAGCUCUUCUGGAAGAGAAUGAGGACGAUGCCGACGGGACCCGUGUGAGUCUGCGAGGCGACGGCAAGUGCGAGACGACGUCGUCGAGUUGUCGGAAAUUCGGAAAUUCGUUUUUUAGCAUUUUCAGCGGGAUUGUGAUCGGACACACUUUGUAUACGUUCUCUGUUGGAGAAAAAUCGGAGAAUUCUUCUCCAGAGAGACACUGCCACUGGCACCUACUGUAGUAAAUUAAAUUUUGAGCGCGACGAGUUGUGAUAGCUGUAUGGAACAUGAAGAAUAGAAAGUAAUAAUAUAAAAUUGGUAUACGCUCAUAGGGGUUCAUUGCGACAGCGAGAACUUGGGUUACAGAAAGACCAAAAUCUUUAGUUCUAGAAACUGAUUGCACAAUGGUCGUCGGUGUGGUUGUGGUUUAUAAAAGAGUUGACGUUUCAGCUGAUGGAACUGAACAUUUUGGUCGCAGCAUUUUGUUGGCAUUGUCUAGAGUUUUCUCUCGGACUACUUCGAAGCGUUAAUCCGGGGUCGCGUGUAACGCGGUUUCGUCGUGACGAUCCCGGUGAUGUUUGCAUCCCUCGAAAAAAUGCUUGAAUCCAUCGAUAUUAAACGUACUAUACUGGAGUAAGAAUAUGUUAAUGUACUAUAUAUAAGCGUUUUCGAAACAUUCAGAUAUUUUUUUUUUAAUCGAAACCAUCGAUUCAAUUUCCUACUCGACCGAACCAGUGAAAAUCGAUUCUCAGUCCCGCAAGCAUCGUCGGGAAUCGCAAGAGCGGUCGCGAUAACACAACUGCCGGAUCGUCGCGCCGUGUAAAAAGGUUAACCUCCGAGGCAUUGUACUAUAUAUAUUAUAUAUAUAUAAAUUUUAACCGACAGAUGCGAGUGGUGUCGACGUCAGGUCGAGUGUAUUUAUUACUCCGAGGCACGGACUAGGUGUUUAAAAAAAAAAGUAUAUAAGGAUUAAGCGUGUACAAAGAAAAAUGACUUUAUAUAUAUAUAUAUAUAUAUAUAUAUAUAUAUAUAUAUAUAUAUAUAUAUAUAUAUAUAUAUAUAUAUAUAUAGCGCCGAGAUUGUGUGUAAUGGUCGCGUACAAGGCUUCUGAGCUUCCGCAAACCGAGGCGGUUCUCAAAGAGACGACGUUCUGCGGUGGUUGAGAAGCUGCCCUACAUGAGAUCUGUAAUUAUAGAAUUAUUUUCAAGUGAAAUUAUAUUUAUGACGAAGUAAUGAUCGGCUUAUGCGCGCGCGUCACCGAACCGAUCGUUCGAAUAACUGCAGGUACGAGUGUAUCAAAAGUAUAUGGGAUAUCUCAUUGUGACCCUAUGGCGCAGUAUCGUUCGGUGACACGCGCGCGAUGCCGUGGCGUAAAUUGUACAUAUAGACAAGUGUAACGAACAAGAUAAUUAAUAAUAAACAAACAACAAAGCGUAAACAUAUGGUGAAUUGACGGAGGCGAUGAAGUAACUACGUUCCUCUCGACUCGACUAGCGCACUCUUUGAUAGCGAGACCGAAUAAUAAGGAAUCUUAUAGCGCUAUCCCGUUCUAGUGAAGGUAAACCGGCAAUUAAGAUGUACAAUUUUACUUUCCUCUUAUCUCUCUCUUACUGUGUUUCACGUCAUACAUUCUUCAGCUGUCAUCGUGUAUAUCGAUUCUACACACUGGCUUCUGCGAGAUGUCUCGCAGGCCGCAACUAUGUUCCGUCUCUUCCCCGUCUCUACUUUUUAUUUUUCAUCGAAUAUAUUUUCACAACCGUAUAAA